Molecule: messenger RNA, 952 nt
Organism: Rosa chinensis
Lineage: Eukaryota; Viridiplantae; Streptophyta; Magnoliopsida; Rosales; Rosaceae
Product: isopentenyl-diphosphate Delta-isomerase I
Exons: 6
Coding region: 89-946 (285 amino acids)
Biological process (GO): isopentenyl diphosphate biosynthetic process; isoprenoid biosynthetic process
Cellular component (GO): cytoplasm
Molecular function (GO): isopentenyl-diphosphate delta-isomerase activity
Source: RefSeq, a predicted model, not a curated record
UGUACGAGUGAGGACGGAGACGGGGACGGAGACCUCGAUAGUUGUUUUUGUUGUCUAUAUAAUUGAAUCGUGGAGAUAAAUAUUCCAAAUGAGCAGUGGUCUUCUUAACACAGCUACCAGAGCCACACUCUCUUCUUCCUUCUUCCCCAAAUCCCAUCUUCAUCGUCUCUUCUCUUCUUCUUCAAAACCUUUCCCUUCUCUCCUUCCGGCGAGGUCAUCUCCGUCUUUACGCAUCUCCACCAUGGCCGACGCCCCCGAUGCCGGCAUGGACGCCGUCCAGCGACGCCUCAUGUUCGACGACGAAUGUAUUCUAGUGGAUGAGAAUGAUCGUGUGGUUGGUCAUGACACCAAGUACAAUUGUCACUUGAUGGAAAAGAUUGAAUCUGAAAAUCUGCUUCACAGAGCUUUCAGUGUGUUUUUGUUCAACUCAAAGAACGAGUUGCUUCUUCAGCAACGUUCUGCAACAAAGGUAACAUUCCCACUUGUGUGGACAAACACCUGUUGUAGCCAUCCACUAUACCGUGAAUCUGAGCUUAUCGAUGAGGAGUGUCUUGGUGUAAGAAAUGCUGCCCAAAGGAAGCUUUUGGAUGAACUGGGUAUCCCUGCUGAAGAUGUGCCUGUUGAUCAGUUUAUUCCUUUGGGUCGCAUGUUGUACAAGGCACCUUCUGAUGGCAAGUGGGGAGAACAUGAACUUGAUUACCUGCUCUUCACUGUGCGAGAUGUGAAUGUGCAUCCGAACCCUGAUGAAGUUGCAGAUAUCAAAUACGUAAACCAAGAGGAGUUGAAGGAGCUGUUGAGGAAGGCGGAUGCCGGGGAGGAAGGUCUGAAGCUGUCCCCUUGGUUCAGACUAGUUGUGGACAAUUUCCUCUUCAAGUGGUGGGAUCAUGUUGAGAAACGCACCAUCAAGGAAGCUGCUGACAUGAAAACCAUCCACAGGUUGACUUAAAAUCAA